This is a messenger RNA of Papaver somniferum (opium poppy), 1642 nucleotides long. RefSeq names its product serine/arginine-rich splicing factor SR45-like. The coding region runs from base 153 to 1370 and encodes 405 amino acids. The record is from RefSeq and is a predicted model, not a curated record. Gene Ontology annotation, biological process: mRNA splicing, via spliceosome. Lineage: Eukaryota; Viridiplantae; Streptophyta; Magnoliopsida; Ranunculales; Papaveraceae. Gene Ontology annotation, cellular component: ASAP complex; cytoplasm; nucleoplasm. Gene Ontology annotation, molecular function: RNA binding. The transcript is spliced from 12 exons.
UACACCAAAACGUGACACCCCCAACUCAGUUCCCAACUUUUCUCCCGCGAGCUCUUUUUCUUUCUUUUUUUCCCUUCACCCCCCUUCUUUCCAAGGGAUAGGGUUUUUCCUAGGGUUUGCGUUUUGAGCUACUACCAGGAUUCAGCUCGAUCAUGGCGAACCCCGUUCGACGUAGACCAGUAUCCUCUGGAUCUUCAGGUUCUGGUUCAUCUUCUCGUUCAUCAUCACGAUCUCGUUCUCGUUCCCCUUCACGGUCUCGUUCCCGUUCCAAAUCUGUCUCCUCGUUUUCUUCUCGUUCAAGAAGUGGUAGUUCUCCCAGUCGAAGCCCUCCUCCUCAGCGAAGAAGUCCUCCGGGAGCAGGUAGGAGAGGUCGCUCUCCAGCACCGGCAACUAAACGUGGAUCACCACCACCUCGGAAAGCAUCUCCAGAAUCUUUAAUGCUGCAUGUUGAUCAGCUCACUAGGAAUGUGACUGAGGGACAUCUGAAGGAGAUUUUUGGCAACUUUGGUGAAGUUGUACACGUGGAGCUGGCAAUUGAUCGUAGUGUUAAUCUUCCCCGUGGAUUUGGAUAUGUUGAAUACAAGACUAGAGCUGAUGCAGAAAAAGCACUUCUUUUCAUGGAUGGGGCACAAAUUGAUGGAAAUGUUGUUCGAGCAAGGUUCACCUUGUCUCCACGGCAGAAGGUUUCCUCGCCUACAAAGACUGUUCCUGCUUCUCAAAAGAACGAUGGUGUUGACAUUGAAAAGGAUGCUCCACACAGACAAAGAGAUUCUUCUCCGCGCCGGAAACCUCUUUCACCACCACGUAGGAGAUCCCCACUAGCUCCCCGAAGAGGUGACUCUCCUCGAAGGCGACCAGGUACUCCUCCUCGGCGACGGGUGGAUUCACCGCCGCGGCGGCGAAUGGAUUCUCCUGUUGGUCGUCGUGGAUCCCCUCCCAGGAGGAGACCUGCAUCUCCUAUCAGAAGGCGAUCCCCAUCCCCUCCUCCAAGGCGGUAUAAUAGAUCACCUGCACGUGCUUCUCCUCGAAGGGGUCGUGGCAGUCCUGUUCGUAGGCGCUCUCCCAUCCCAGUUAGGCGACGUUCCCCUCCUAGAAGACUACGUAGUCCUCUUAGAAGAUCACCUGUUGGUCGUCGACGUAGCCGUUCUCCUAUACGCAGGCCUCUUCGUUCACGGUCACGCUCAAUCUCGCCACGCAGGGGCCGACUUCCUCCAAGACGUGGGAGAUCUUCAUCAUCUUCCGCUUCACCGUGUCCUCGAAAGGGAGUCAGACGGAUUUCCAGAAGUCGUAGUCCAAGAAGGCCUGUGAGAGGAAGAAGCAGCAGCCGCAGCCGCAGCAGUAGCAGCAGCUCACCACCUCCUAAACCAUGAGAAGUUUGUGGAUUUGGACCUGUAGAUCUUUCCUUCUGUCUCUCUCUACCAUUGUGUUUUACUAUCUUGUUGCUGGGUGUUAUUUAAAAUUUGUAAAGUACAUGGAAGUAGUACUGUAUCUAGAGUAGACAAUGCUACAUUGAUCUGGAAUAAUGGAAUAGUGUAGUUGUUUAUCUCGAGUUUUCCUAGUGUUUAAUUGGAGCUGCCCUGCACUAUCAAGUUUGUAUGAUUUAUUCUUCAGUUAUUUUUUCGUCUGACACUUUUCAUUUUCA